Messenger RNA from Caenorhabditis bovis, 3315 nucleotides. NCBI's taxonomy places the organism in Eukaryota, Metazoa, Nematoda, Chromadorea, Rhabditida, Rhabditidae. The record is from the annotation of a GenBank genome assembly.
AUGUCGAGGGUGUUGAACCAUGUGCGUUCGGCGGAGCUCUCACCAUCAAAGAGAAGAGCAACGGGAAUGUCUUCGUCGACAGCUCCUGCUGCUUCUGCUUCAUCAUCAUCAUCAUCUUCUUCUUCUUCUUCUUCGAGUAGCACCGUGACCCGUAAACGACGCAAUGAGGCGAGCACAGCUGAUUCGAAGCGCGCCAAGGAAGACGAGAAGGAGAAUCUUCUUCGACAGUCUGCUUCGAAGUCGCCUGUUGAGGAGAAAAAGUCCGAACGCAAAUCGCCACGAAAGCAUCGCCAAUCAGAUCAAUCGUCGGAACCGACGCCAUCCCCCAGAAAAACAUCAGAACCCACCGCAUCCCCUAAGAAAUUGUCGGAACCGACGUCUUCGCCGAAGAAAACAUCUGAAUUGACGCCAUCACCGAGAAAAGCAUCUGAAUCGAAGUCAUCAUCAAAGAAGGCCUUGGAGGCGACGAUGGCAGCGUCACGAAGGAAGCAGAACUAUCCGAAGAAAUUUGACCCAAAGGAAAGGGAAGCAAAAUUGAAGAAGACUGAUGAUUUAGUGAAACUGUAUAUGCGUGGAGCUGCCACUAGAAGCUCCGCAUUCCUGCGUCGCUCACUUAGGAAAGUUACUGCUAAGAAAAAUCAGAAGACUAUCACCUCACAUGCUAUUGUUAAAUUUUAUGUCUCAUUUGUCAGUAAAAGUGGAAACGUCUCAGUGGUUGAUGGUGGAUUCGCUGAGUGCCCGUGCUUCAAAAGUCUCGAGGAAAAAUUAACCGAUUGUCAGUUAUCUCGACUUGGUUUCAUCAAGUUGAGGCAAUUCACGCCGGACGCUGAAAUGCUGCGCGAUGCGAGAGAGGUCUACCUCAUUUUUGUAGUUUCGCGAUUCAUCGAAAAAGGAAUUCAUGAGAUGACAUUGAAAGGAAAACGUACACGACAUAUGCAGUUGAAGGCGAAUGACAAGAAAAACGAUGAGCCAAUAGAAUAUGUUGAAGUCAAAAAAUAUGGAUGUCGCAGAUUGGCGUACAUCGAAAGGAGAGACGCGAAACUGCGUAUGAACGACGGUGUGUGCAACACGACCCUAAUGGAAGACGGCUUUCAAAACAUCAAUUUGGAGAGCGGAGAAUGGAUGACGAAAUUGGAGCAUUUGCGCGCUAUUAAUCUGCCCAAUGAAAAUCAUUCGGACAGCUUGUAUCCUCGUGUUUUGUAUUCGAUAUUGGAUCAACAACGCGAUUCGACAUUUGCUUCGCCGAAAUCGCCACGACGUCGGCAGCACGUCAAGCCGCUGUCGGGGACGGUGAAAAAGACUGAGAUUGAGGGCCGAGGGCACUAUGGAAACGACUUCGGCGUGGCAUUGGAAGCUUCGAAGGCUAUGGAGACGGAUGAUGGAUCCGAACUCGCAAUCAUCUCUCUCCAAAGCCGUUCCUCCGAUCCGAUGAAAUGCCCAUUCACUGGUGUAAGUUUUAUAACGCAUCCAGCGCUCGUUGCACAUUUAGAGAGGCGAUAUCCAUGCUUUUCGUUUUCUGUGAAGAACGACGAUGAUUCGCCGCAUCUCUUUAUUCGAGAGAAUGACAAAUAUUGUGAAAUCGCUGAAAAUCACGACAUGACCAAACCAUUCUUCUUUUUCAAACGUCGAAAGGAUAAUAAGUUGAGUGGUCUGAAAGGGCAUCAGUAUUCUGGCGUCGAUAUCGCGGAUGACAUUGAAGAGAAUGAGAAAAAAGGAUUUUCGCAUUAUCGCUCUAUCAAAUAUGUGGAGAGAAAAAGUGAAAAUGGGACGAUUGCUCAUGUUCCAUGCGAAAACUCACACGCUCUAAAUGAUAUUUGGACUCGACGAAUGGCGAUGCGCGCCACUAUCAAAGGCGAUUUGGAUGCGAGUGGCGAAUUUCAGAUUUAUAAUUUUGAGCUGACAAAAGACCGAGUCGAUUUCCACAACAAUCGUCUGUGCAACGCUAUGACUGAACUGAUGAAGCUGUCGACGAAGCCAAAGAGGGGAAAGAAGCGCGGACGAAGGCCGAUGAAUCAGUUUUGUUUAUCGGAGACCCCGAGCACGAGCUCGAAAACUGAAACUCCUGGCGAGAAGCUUGAAACUCCUGCGGUGAACGGUGGCACGGUCGUCGAUAAUGAAGGCAAUCCGAUUCCGACGUCUUGUUUGAUCAUCUUUCCUUAUAAGGAGCGGCUCACAUAUAAUAUUUUGCUUCGUCGCUUUUAUGCCGAUAUUGGUUAUAGAGUGGGAAACACUGGAAUCGAAAGAAGAUUUAUACUUAUGAUGGCCGACAUUGUAAUUGACAAGCAUUUUCUGACAACUCAACGAUUCCCGUUCGUCUCGAGACCCGCCAUGAUUGCCGAAUAUUCGGUGACGAAAGACAGAGAUGUGAAAAUUGGAAGAAUGGAUGCUCGUUCAUUGUACAACGAUGUAUUCGUUAAAAAGUCGGAGUCAUUCUGCUAUGAUCUUGAUAUUGGAUAUGAAACAUUCGAUGCGAAAGAAGGCGAAGAAAAACUCGAGAUUUUGUUGAAGUGGAUCGAAAAAAUGGCUCCAGAAGGCGGACGACUCCGAAAAGUGAUUCAUGAAGCCGAGUUUGUGUGCUGGCGAGGGCUCUUGACACGAAUUGGGGUUACGGUAUACGAUUCGCAAGAAUCGUGGAGAUUUCGCGCGAUUCGCAAGAAAGGCGUCAUAUUUCUUUGCGAAGAAGCCACUGAAGCCAAAAUUGCGAGAGAGAAAAACGCAAGCGAUCGCGAGAAGCACAUGGCGUAUUGGGGACACAAGUUCGAGCAGUAUUUGACUGUGGCGGAUGGACAGGAGCAACCGAUCACAGAUGUUCCGGUCUCGACGCGAGAGGAAUUCGCGUCAGUCGUCCGAACGAGUCUUCAAGGAGCGGGUCCCGACGCGAAACACCUCGAAUUGUUGUAUUCGGCGGAAAUCGACUGCCUUGAUAGUGACGGAAAAUAUGUGGAGCUGAAGACGCACAAAGGCGACCUUCAAGGAUGGUUUUGGACGAGCUCGAAAAGUCUAAAAUGGUGGAUGCAGUCGUUUUUGGUGGCGAUUGACACCAUUGUGGUGGGACACCGAAACGAUCAUGGCCACGUGAAAAAGGUGUCGAAAAUGCGCGUGGAGGACCUCCAGAAACACUCGAAAUGGUAUGGCGGAGCAUGUGUUCGGUUUGUCUCGAUUGUGCUCACAACAGUUCGGGAGCAAUUGGCUCAAGAGGGCUCGGCUUGUGUUGUCGAGUAUAACGGCGAUGCGAAGAAUGGAGUCCGAGUGAGAAGAGUCUCGCCGGACACCUGUGAUUUUGUGCCCGAAUCGUUUUUGCAAAAAUUUGUCUAA